This is a messenger RNA of Zootoca vivipara (common lizard), 12493 nucleotides long. NCBI's taxonomy places the organism in Eukaryota, Metazoa, Chordata, Lepidosauria, Squamata, Lacertidae. The record is from RefSeq and is a predicted model, not a curated record.
UAUUACCUGCCCUUUAUUUAUGUACUGUACAUGCAUGUUUGAAACAAAUAAGUAGACCUGACUGAAAAAGGACCACCUUCUGUAUAAAAAACCAAUAACUCUUUCUGGUUACUCACCUGUGGCUGAGCAAUUUUGUGUUGCUUUAGUCAAGACAGCAGUUUCCUUGUUUAAAGAACUCGUUUCCGGCAGACACCUUCCCCACCCUAACUGGAAAUAUCAGGGAGCUAAUCUGAGUUUGGUUUUGGUUUUGGCAUGAAAGCAUAUGCUCUGCCACUGACAUACAGCCUGUCCCAGUUUCUAAGUAUGAUUAGAAGAUCUGGAGUACUACAUGUGUUCGUUUCUCUUUCCUUCUUAUCUCGUGUCCAAAUUUCCUCCUUUCACUCCAUUCACCACUUCCCCUUACAUUUCAGGCUCCAAUACUUUUUCUUUUAGACAUCUGUCCAAUACUGGACUGAUUUUGAAGACUGUGCUGAUUUUAAUUGACUGUUCCCUUAGCUUUUAUUUUAGUGAUAUUAUACCCAUGAUUGAUUAUUGUUUGGUGGUUUUUGAUCUUCUUUGUUGUAAAUUUCUAUUAGGUUUUUUUUUGUAUGGCAGCAUUGCUGUAUGAUGUUUUCUUCAGCUGCUUUGAAUAUAAGUGCUUUAAAUAAAUUAUGACACUAACCAUGAUUAAUUUCAAAUCAGAGUUUGCAAACUUUUAGCAGAAGAUUGAAACUAAUUAUGUUGGCUUCAUGCCUGUCAGACAUACUGCAUCCUGGUUAGCUGUAAAAAGGGAGAGGGGUGAGAUGCUGGGUUCAGUAAAACAGCAUUUUAUAAAGAUGGUUACUGAAAAUGGAACUUGUAGAUGACUAAAUAAUGGAAUUCAGUGAUUUGAAUAUUUGUUAAGAUAGUUGCUAAACAGCCAACUUGGCUUGGAAAACACUAAGAGAAUUAAGAUUCCCUAUGUUACUUGUAUUAGAUCUCCCUUACCACACAUCCCAGGAUACAACAACAACAUGAUUUGUGUGAUUAACUGGGCUGGAAAAUUAUUUCUUGUUUCUUGCUACCAGCCUUAAUUUUUAGGUGUCGACUGUGGAUGGGUAUGUAUGAAAAGGCCUACCUUUUUCUGUGUGUUUAGUAGCAGAUUCUUAGUCUGCUGUGACUCCCCUCCUCCCUUAUUUAAGCUGGUAAGAUGGUCUUUGUCAAAUUGUGUUUCUCAAAUUCCGUUAUCUAAAAACUUUUUAAAGGGGUAUGUGGGUCUCUCCCUCAACACAGAAAUGCAUACACACAAUAUAUUUUCUAUGUUUGAUCCCCCCCCAGGAUUUAGCUUGAAAAAUGACUUUAAUGCAGCUGAUAGGUUUUUUAAUAAAUAUUUUCUCUUGCUUUUUCUUUAUUGUUUGGUUAAUUAGCAAAUUUUGUAUGUUUGAUUACUCCCCCCCACCAAGUCAAUUCAGAGUUUCCCUCCCAACUCCCUUUUGCUUUUUCGUGGUUUUUUAAUCAUUGUGUUCAGCUUAGUUCUGCUGCUUGCUAUUUUCAGUAGAUUCUUUCCUAACAUAUGAAGGCAUGUUUGCUUGACAGAUGUCUUGGUGGGGGAGGGGAGCAGGAGAAAGCUGAGAAGGCUUACUCUGAACUGUAAUUGAUUAAUUUAUAUAAAUGUGUUUUUAUCACUAUGUAAUGUCAUAUACAAUAUAAGUGUAACUCACAUUUAAUAAAAACAUAAGAAGAACCAUUCUGGAUCAGACAAAAGGCCCGUCCUGUUCUGACAGCUGCCAACUAGAUUCCUGUAGGAAGCCUGUAAGCAGGAUCUGAGUGCAAAAGCACUCUUCCUACUUGUGAUUCCCAGCAACUGGCAAUAAUCCAGGGAUGCCAACAGGAUUUCCUGGACCUGGUAUGUUGUAUAUGGAUUAGGGUCCCUGUCUCACAAUCUAGUGGCAAGAACUGCUGCAUAUGUACAUAUACUGUAUUUACUCAGCCUAGCCUAUUUCACAGGGCUGUUGCAAAUAUAAAAAGUUUGGGAGGGGAGGGAAAUGUACAAGUUGCUGGUUAAGAAAGCAAGAUGCAAAUACAUGUCAAACAGCACAUAGUUAAACUGUGCAAAACAGCACGAAAUUAAACUGUGUAAAACACUCACAUAGGAGGCAGUGAGUGUUUUACACAGGCAAUUUGCCUGGCUUUCAAUGUGAAUUAAACAAAUUCAUGGAGGAUAAGGCUGUGCUCUGGCUCCACAGUUGUUUGAAUACAGUUUGCUGUAUUCCCAUGUCAUUGCACUUGCAGGCACUUCAUAGAAAAGUGGUUGGCCACUGUGAGAAGAGGAUGCUGGGCUAGAUGCGUCAUUUUCCAGCAGGGCUUUUCUUAAAUUCUUAGGUAAUGCCAUUCAAAGAUAAUGUAAAGGAAGCCAGAAUAGAAUCUUCCUUGCUUUAACUGCAAUGUUUCAUAGGCCCAAUGUUUACAAGAUGGGUGGGGUAUAAAUAUUAAAUUUUUAUUAUUAUAAUUACCCAAAUGGGAAAAAAUAUUUUGCCAACUCUUAUAUAUGAUAACCGGCCAAAAAUACUUUUAAGUAUGUGGAUAUCUGAACUACCAACUCUCAGCCCGGCCUACGUCACAGGGUUGUUGUGAAUAUAAAAAAGGGGGGAAGGGGCAGAGACAGUGAUCACAGCCUUGAGCUCCUGGGAAGAAAACCAAGAUACAUAUACAGUCAACUUGCAUCUUGUGCAUAUUUAACUUGUGCAAUUUCAGCUUUACAUGCUCCAGGGCCGGCCAACUGAAAUUGCACAAGCAUGUGCAAAGUAGAGAGCUUAAAAGCUCUUUCCACACUGAGUUUUCUUGGCGCAGAAAGAGCUUUUGACUUCUCAGACUUGCUUACCGAGCUCUGGGAGUCUCUUGCAAGAUCUUAGCAAUGGUGCUGCCUGCCGAGUGCUGAAGCAUUGGAGCUGCCUACACAUUUUGUGCUCUGACUACCUUCAGAAUUGUCUAGUUGACUCUGUUUUAAAGCACUUGUAUCCCCCUGUUAGCCUUGCUGCCCCUGUAGCAGAAGGAUAACAUAUCAAUGACUACUGGCCACAAUGGCCAGCUUUAUCCUUCAUGAAUUCAUCUAAUCCUUCACUAAAACCAUCCAAGUUGGUAGCCAUUACUACAUCAUGUGGAAGUGAAUUCCAUAAUUUAACUAUGUGAAUAAGUACUUCCUUAGUCUCUCCUAAAUCUUUCAACUUUAUCAUGGAGGGAGAGAGAGAAAAAGAUUGAACAUACUGGAUUAGAUUAUUUUGUGUCCCAGUUUAUUCUCUAAUAGCCCCAUGUUCAAUUUAAUUAUUGCCAUUAGCUUCAGCCAUAGAACCGCACAGUCUAAUACAGCACUGAACGUCUUGAAAUGCACAUGGCCAUACAAUGUUUGUAGGCGGUAGGGCUCUAACCUUUUUUAUAGUGGGGCCUUUAAAAAUUCCUUUAAAACUGUUCUAUGGGGUUUUCUUCAUAAGGGAUGUAUAAAUGAAUCUUCAGACAGUAAAAAAAAACUGUAUAAAGGUGUAGUUCCAGUUCUGUCUGCAGUUCUUUGUGCAUUUGAGUCACUUUUAAAAAUAAAAUUUCACUACCUUUAAGUUAAGAAGAUAUUUAAAAAAAAUCUGGGUUUUAUUUUUUAUAUAUUGGUUUGCUUUUUUAAUAGGAAAAAGCACUGUUACGUUGUCCAAUUUUAUUCAUUGAGUUGCAGAAUGAUUAGUCUGGGGACAAACCACUUGUCUAAAUUUCUUUCACGUUAAGAUGGAUGCUCUGGCAUGUGUCAUGCUAUAAUUAAAUUGUGAAAAGCUUCCAAAUAGUACAAAACGGGCUUACUAUGUGUAUUUGGGGCUAUCCACCCAGAAGGUGUUUCUAUUUGAUUGUGAAGCGUAAGUAAUAUUUUAACUGUUCCAGUCAUAGCCUCCAGUAAGUGCAUAGAUCAUGUGACAUUGCAGAGGAGACAGUUGUUUGCUCCAAUUCUGUUACAUUUCUGAUAGUGAUGUGAGCACAGCUGGUGGAGGAUGGUGUUUUGUAUCUCACAGCAAAUCCUUUGUCUUCUAGAGCUAUAAUCCUCAGAGGACAUGCUUCACUUUCAUCCUGCAAUUUUGCUAAGGCGGUGGUCUCGGCUGCUAAUUAUUGAGGCUAGAGGUUAUGAAAAAUAAAGCAUAGUUCGGUGGUUCGUGAAGCUACAGCAUUGACGUAUUCACAGUUUUAAGCUUAAAGUGGAAGCGUACUCCAUUUCUGUGUGUAAUGUCGCAAACUCUUACAUUGACAGAGGGCACCUCCAAGCAAGCACGAUGCUGGCUCGCAUGAAGCUGAGAGGCAAAAUGAAGGUCAAGGAGCAGCAGAAAUCAGCGUGGCAACUGCUGGCAGUAGUCAGGGUUCAGCUGCUCGUAUGGACCAUGAGACAUCAAGUGUUAUGAGUUCUAGCAGCAGUUACUCUGUUCCUCGAAGACUGACAAAUCACCUAGGUACAAAGGUUGAAAUGGUGUAUUCAUUGCUGUCCAUGUUGGGUACUCAUGAUAAAGAUGACAUGUCACGAACUUUGCUAGCUAUGUCUAGCUCCCAGGACAGCUGCAUAGCUAUGCGCCAGUCUGGAUGUCUUCCGCUCCUCAUUCAACUUCUGCAUGGCAACGAUAAAGACUCUGUGUUGUUAGGAAACUCCCGGGGUAGUAAGGAGGCCCGUGCCAGAGCCAGUGCAGCACUGCAUAAUAUCAUUCACUCGCAGCCUGACGAUAAGCGAGGCAGGCGAGAAAUCCGAGUCCUUCAUCUUCUAGAACAAAUCCGAGCUUACUGUGAAACAUGUUGGGAAUGGCAGGAAGCGCACGACCAAGGCAUGGACCAGGACAAAAAUCCAAUGCCGGCUCCAGUUGACCAUCAGAUCUGUCCUGCAGUAUGCGUUCUCAUGAAGCUUUCAUUUGAUGAAGAGCACCGUCAUGCGAUGAAUGAACUUGGGGGAUUGCAGGCCAUUGCAGAAUUGCUUCAAGUAGACUGUGAAAUGUAUGGGCUUACUAAUGACCACUACAGUGUCACAUUAAGACGAUAUGCUGGAAUGGCUCUGACAAACCUAACUUUUGGAGAUGUAGCAAAUAAAGCUACAUUGUGUUCUAUGAAAGGUUGCAUGAGAGCCCUUGUUGCCCAGUUAAAAUCUGAAAGUGAAGAUUUGCAGCAGGUCAUUGCAAGCGUAUUGAGAAAUUUGUCUUGGCGAGCAGAUGUGAACAGUAAGAAGACACUUCGUGAAGUUGGAAGUGUGAAAGCAUUGAUGGAGUGUGCUUUGGAAGUUAAAAAGGAAUCUACCCUAAAAAGUGUAUUGAGUGCUUUAUGGAAUCUGUCAGCCCACUGCACUGAGAAUAAAGCUGAUAUAUGUGCUGUGGAUGGUGCUCUUGCCUUUUUAGUUGGCACACUGACGUACCGGAGUCAAACAAAUACUUUAGCUAUCAUUGAAAGUGGAGGGGGAAUACUGCGUAAUGUCUCCAGCUUGAUUGCUACGAAUGAGGACCACAGGCAAAUUCUAAGAGAGAACAGCUGUUUGCAAACCUUGCUGCAUCACUUGAAGUCCCAUAGUUUGACAAUAGUUAGUAAUGCGUGUGGAACCUUGUGGAACCUCUCUGCACGGAAUUCAAAGGACCAGGAAGCAUUGUGGGACAUGGGAGCCGUUAGCAUGCUCAAAAAUCUCAUACAUUCAAAGCACAAGAUGAUAGCCAUGGGCAGUGCUGCAGCUCUAAGGAACCUAAUGGCAAACAGGCCUGCGAAAUAUAAAGAUGCUAACAUCAUGUCUCCGGGUUCAAGCUUACCAUCUCUUCAUGUUAGAAAGCAAAAAGCACUGGAAGCAGAGUUAGAUGCUCAACAUUUAUCUGAGACCUUUGACAAUAUUGAUAACUUAAGUCCCAAAACAUCUCAUCGUAAUAAGCAAAGGCACAAACAGAAUCUGUACAGUGAAUAUGUUCUAGAUGCUAAUCGACAUGAAGAUGGAGUUUGCAGGUCCGAGAAUUUUAAUAGUGGCAAUGUAACCGUACUUCCACCAUAUUUAAACACUACUGUACUGCCUGGCUCUUCUUCCUCAAGCAGAGGAAAUACAGAGAGUUCUCGGUCUGACAAGGACAGGAGCUUGGAUAGAGAGCGCGCAAUGGGAUUAAGCAGCUAUCAUUCAGCUACAGAAAAUUCUGGGAGCUCCUCUAAACGAAUGGGAAUGCAGAUCUCUACUGCUGCAGCCCAAAUUUCCAAAGUGAUGGAAGAAGUAAAUAUGCAUAUUCCACAAGAAGAGAGAAGCAAUGGAUCUGUAACUGAAAUGCACUGUUUGCCAGAAGAUAGGAAUGCAUUAAGAAGAACAGCCGCUGCCCAUUCUCACACAAAUGCCUACAACUUUCCUAAAUCUGAGAACAGGACAUGUCCUGUGCCUUAUGCAAAAGUGGAGUAUAAGAGAGCUUCUAAUGAUAGCUUAAAUAGUGUCAGUAGCAGUGAUGGGUAUGGUAAAAGAGGACAGAUGAAACCUAUUGAAUCUUACUCUGAAGAUGAAGAGAGUAAAUUUUGCAGUUAUGGACAGUACCCUGCUGAUUUAGCCCAUAAAAUACACAGUGCUAACCAUAUGGAUGACAAUGAUGGAGAGCUAGAUACUCCAAUAAACUAUAGCCUAAAAUAUUCUGAUGAGCAAUUGAAUUCUGGAAGGCAAAGCCCAUCACAAAAUGAAAGAUGGGCAAGACCUAAGCACAUAAUUGAAGAGGAAAUAAAGCAGAAUGAACAAAGACAGUCCAGAAGCCAAAGUGGAGCAUACCCUGUAUACACUGAGAGUAGUGAUAAUAAACACAUGAAUUAUCAGUCAGCUUUUGGACAGACAGAGUGUGUAUCUCCUUUCAGAUCAAGGGAAUCCAAUAGUUCAGAACAGAACAGAGUUACCUGCAGUCACGGAAUAAAUCCAAAAGCAAACCAGUCCAUAUGUCCAGUUGAUGAUUAUGAGGAUGAUAAGCCAACUAACUAUAGUGAACGCUACUCUGAGGAGGAACAGCAUGAGGAAGAAGAUCAUCCAACUAAUUAUAGCAUAAAAUACAAUGAAGAAGAGCACCAUGUAGAUCAGCCUAUUGAUUACAGUCUCAAGUAUUCAACAGAUGUCCCUCCUUCUGCACAGAAGCCAUCUUUUUCUUUUUCAAAGAGCCCAUCAGUACAGAGUACUAAAACGGAUCAUAUUUCAUCAAGUAGUGGGAAUACAUCAACCUCGGCCGGCUCAAAGAGACACAACCAGCUUCAUCCAAAUUCUGCUCAAAGUAGAGCUGGUCACACUCAGAAGUCUGCGUCCUGCAAAGCACCCUCCAUCAACCAGGAAACAAUACAGACCUAUUGUGUAGAAGAUACACCAAUAUGUUUUUCGAGAUGUAGCUCUCUGUCAUCUUUGUCAUCAGCUGAAGAUGAAACAGGACGUGAACAAUCCACACGGGCAGGAGAUACGGAUAACUCUCUGAAGAUAGCGGGGAUGAAAGAAAAUAGCAGGAGUCUGUCUGCAGCAGGUACGGUAAAUGAAACCUCUUCAGCCUCGCAACACAUUAGAACAAAAUCAAAUAGACUUCAGGCUUCUAGUCUAUCUCCUUCUGAUUCAGCAAGACACAAAGCUGUAGAAUUUUCCUCGGGUGCCAAAUCUCCUUCAAAAAGUGGUGCGCAGACUCCUAAGAGCCCACCAGAACAUUAUGUGCAGGAGACUCCACUUAUGUUUAGUAGGUGUACCUCUGUCAGUUCCCUGGAUAGUUUUGAGAGCCGUUCGAUUGCUAGCUCUGUUCAAAGCGAGCCUUGUAGUGGGAUGGUAAGUGGUAUUAUAAGCCCAAGUGACCUUCCAGACAGUCCUGGGCAAACAAUGCCACCAAGCAGAAGUAAAACCCCACCCCCUCCACAAGCAACCCAAGUAAAGAGAGAAACAGUCAAAACAAAAAUACCCACCACUGAAAAGAGAGAGUCUGGGUUAAGGCAAACAGCUGUAAAUACAGCUGUUCAAAGAGUACAGGUAUUGCAAGAUGCAGACACUUUGUUACAUUUUGCUACAGAAAGUACACCAGAUGGAUUUUCUUGCUCAUCAAGCCUAAGUGCUUUGAGUCUUGAUGAACCAUUUAUACAGAAAGAUGUAGAGUUGAGAAUAAUGCCUCCUGUACAUGAAAACGACCAUGGGAAUGAAUCGGAACUUGAACAGCCAAAUGACACAAAGGAUAAUCAAGAGAAGAAGACAGAGAAGCCCACGGAGACGGAAAAGGAUAUCCUGGAUGAUUCAGAUGAAGAUGAUAUCGAAAUAUUGGAGGAAUGUAUUAUUUCUGCUAUGCCAACAAAAUCUUCACGUAAAACCAAAAAGCCUUCACAGACAACUGCUUCAAAAAUACCUCCACCUGUAGCCAGGAAGCCAAGCCAGUUGCCUGUGUAUAAAAUUCUCCCUUCUCAAAGCAGAUUGCAUUCUCAAAAGCAUGUUAGUUUUACACCUGGAGAUGAUAUGCCACGCGUGUAUUGUGUUGAGGGAACGCCAAUAAAUUUCUCAACGGCUACAUCACUGAGUGAUCUCACAAUAGAAUCACCACCCAAUGAAUUGGCUAAUGCAGAGACAACUGGUACAUCGAUGGAACCUGCAGAAUUUGAAGAGAGAGAUACCAUUCCCACAGAAGGCAGAAAUACUGAUGAUGCUCAGAGAGGGGAAAAGUCAACUGGGACUACUAUUGCAUUGGAUGAUGACAAAGCAGAAGAAGGUGAUGAUAUUCUUGCAGAAUGCAUUAAUUCUGCUAUGCCAAAAGGGAAAAGUCACAAACCUUUCAGAGUGAAAAAGAUAAUGGAUCAAAUCCAGCAAGCAUCUACAUCCUCACCAGUAGGUGCCAAAAAUCAGCUAGAAGUUGAGAAAAAGAAACCAACUUCACCAGUGAAACCCAUACCCCAAAGUAAUGAGUAUAGAGCACGCCUACGAAAAACCACAGAGCCAAAAAGUAAUUUUAGUAGUGAAAGAACCUAUGCAGACAACAAAGAGACAAAGAAACAAAACCUUAAAAAUAGCUCAAGGGACUUCAAUGAAAAACUUCCAAAUAAUGAAGAGCGUGCAAGAGGAAGCUUUGCAUUUGAUUCCCCCCAUCAUUACACUCCAAUUGAAGGAACUCCUUUUUGUUUUUCACGAAAUGACUCUUUGAGUUCUCUAGACUUUGACGACGAUGUGGAUCUUUCAAGGGAAAAGGCAGAACUGAGAAAGGGGAAAGAAAGGGAAAUUAAACCUAGUACCAAUGCAGAACAUCAGUCUGCAUCAAGCAGUAGAAUGCAAGCUUGCCAAAAACAUACUCCAACAGGAAGAAAGCAACCCAAAACUCUGGUGCAGAAGCAAACUCCAUUCUCUCAGUCAUCCAAAGAUAUUUCAGAAAGGGCUGCAGCUUCCGAUGAGAAAACACAAAAUUUUGCAAUAGAAAAUACUCCUGUUUGUUUCUCUCGCAAUUCAUCUCUGAGUUCUCUCAGUGAUAUUGAUCAAGAAAACAACAAUAACAAAGAAAGUGAACCCAGAGAACAAAUGGAACCAUCUGAUGCACAGAUAGAACCAAGUAGACCACAAGUUUCUGGCUACGCUCCUAAAUCAUUUCAUGUUGAAGAUACUCCUGUGUGUUUUUCAAGAAACAGUUCCCUCAGUUCCCUUAGUAUUGACUCAGAAGAUGAUCUCCUACAGGAGUGCAUCAGUUCUGCCAUGCCUAAAAAGAAAAAACCUUCUAGAACAAAAUCAGACAGUGAAAAAAAUAGUUCUAGAAAUAUGGGAGGCAUUUUGGCAGAAGGCCUGACACUAGAUUUGAAGGAUAUACAAAGGCCCGAUUCAGAACAUGGUUUCUCACCAGAUUCAGAAAAUUUUGACUGGAAAGCUAUUCAAGAAGGUGCAAAUUCUAUUGUUAGCAGCUUACAUCAAGCUGCAGCAGCCUCACUGUCUAGACAAGCCUCAUCAGACUCUGAUUCAAUCCUUUCAUUAAAAUCUGGAAUUUCCUUAGGAUCACCCUUUCAUCUUACACCUGACCAAGAAGAAAAAGCUUUUACUAGUAAUAAGGGUCCAAGAAUUAUUAAACCAGGGGAGAAGAGUACAUUGGAAACGAAGAAAGUAGAAUCUGAAAAUAAAGGUAUCAAAGGAGGAAAGAAAGUGUAUAAAAGUAUGAUCACAGGUAAAGCUCGUUCUAAUUCAGAACUUACAAGUCAUUUGAAACAGCCUUUGCAAACCAAUAUGCCCUCAAUCUCCCGAGGUAGGACAAUGAUUCAUAUUCCUGGAGUUCGAAAUAGCUCCUCAAGUACAAGUCCAGUUUCUAAAAAAGGGCCUCAGCUAAAGAGUGCAACCUCCAAAAGUCCUAAUGAUAACCAGACUUCUACUAGUUCUCCCAGAGUAGCCAAACCAUCUGUGAAACCUGAGCCAAGUCCUAUAUCCAGACAGCCAUCUCAACAGGGUGGAUCAAGUAAAGGACCUUCUAGAUCAGGAUCUAGAGAUUCCACACCUUCUAGGCCACAACAGCAACCCUUAACCAGACCUCUGCAGUCUCCUGGCCGAAAUUCAAUUUCACCCGGCAGAAAUGGCAUAAGUCCCCCUAAUAAACUCUCCCAGCUGCCACGAACAUCUUCUCCGAGUACGACUUCCACUAAGUCUUCUGGUUCAGGAAGAAUGGCAUACACCUCGCCAGGCAGACAGAUGAGCCAGCAAACUGUGGGAAAACAAACUGUGUUGCCCAAAAGUACCAGUGGUAUUCCCAGAAGUGAAUCUGCCUCAAAAGGAUUAAACCAAAUUUCUGGUAUCAGCGGAUCAAACAAGAAGUCUGAUGUAUCUAGAAUGUCAUCGGCCAAAUCCAGUGGGAGUGAAUCUGAUAGAUCCGAGAGACCUGUUUUGGUCCGCCAGUCAACUUUUAUUAAAGAAACUCCAAGUCCCACUUUAAGAAGGAAAUUGGAAGAGUCUGCCUCAUUUGAAUCUUUGUCACCUUCCAGACCAGACUCUCCUACACAGUCCCAAACACAGACUCCAGUUUUAAGCCCAUCCCUUCCUGAUAUGUCUUUAUCUACUCAUUCAGCCAUCCAAGCUGGUGGUUGGCGAAAGUUACCUCCUAGCCUGAGCCCUUCUUUGGAAUACAGUGAUGGGAGACCAACAAAACGGCAUGACAUAACUCGGUCUCACUCAGAGAGUCCUUCCAGACUGCCAAUUAACCGAUCGGGGACUUGGAAGCGCGAACAUAGUAAACAUUCCUCAUCACUUCCUCGUGUGAGCACCUGGCGUAGGACUGGAAGUUCUUCCUCAAUUCUUUCAGCUUCUUCAGAAUCCAGUGAGAAGGCAAAGAGUGAGGAUGAAAAGCAACAUAUAAGUUCUUUUUCUGGACUCAAGGAGUCUAAAGAGAAUCAAGCGCCAACAAAAGGUACUUGGCGGAAGAUUAAAGAGAACGAAAUUCCUCAGAUAAUGACAAGUCCUCCUGAGAAUUCCUCAUCUGGUGCUACCAAUGGUUCCGAUUCAAAAACUCUCAUUUACCAGAUGGCACCUGCCGUCUCAAAGACAGAAGAUGUUUGGGUGAGGAUUGAGGACUGCCCUAUUAAUAAUCCUAGAUCUGGAAAAUCUCCCACAGGGAACACACCCCCUGUUAUUGACAGUGUUUCGGAGAAAGGGAAUGUGAAUAGCAAAGAUCUUAACGGAAAACAAAAUGCAGGGAAUGGGAAUGUCCCUGUUCGUACUAUGGGUUUAGAAAACCGCCUGAAUUCAUAUAUUCAAGUAGAUAGUCCAGACAAGAAAGGAACUGAAACGAAACCUUUGCUAGGCAACCCUGCCCCUGCCCCAGAGACUAGUGAAAACACUGUUAAUGAACGUACGCCAUUCAGUUCCAGCAGCUCAAGCAAACACAGUUCGCCCAGUGGUGCUGUUGCAGCAAGAGUGACUCCUUUCAACUACAAUCCAAGCCCCAGAAAAAGCAGCAUAGAUAAUAGUUCCAGUUCCAGUUCCACUCGGCCAUCUCAGAUACCAACACCAGUGAAUAACAGCACAAAAAAACGAGAUUCAAAGACUGAAGGUACAGAUUCAAGUGGUGCCCAAAGUCCUAAGCGUCAUUCUGGAUCCUACCUGGUAACUUCUGUUUAACAAAGAAUUUUCAUGUGUUAAUGCUAUAUGUGGAACUUUUUAAUAAAACUAUACAAAGUUGGGGUUUUUCUUUUGUAAAUAGCUUUGAUUCUUGUAGAGGGUCCUUGUUCUGGAAGCCAUAUUUGAUAUUCUUUGUCUUCACUAAUAAUAUUUGAGGGAGUCCCAAUUUAUUAUUUAGCAAUAAAAUUGCUAAAGCGAUUAUAUUUGUACAGUACGUUUUACAUAUAUUUAAUUAACAUCCCAUACCUUUAAUUGUCUAGGUGGGGUGGGGUGGGGGUAUUCAGGAAAGAUGAACAGAGAUUAAAAGAGAGAAAUCUAUUGCUAUAUCACUCAUUUCUAGAUUUGCAAAAUGACUAAACUACAUCAGGGAGAAAUUGGUAUUUAUGCAAAAAAAAAAAGUAUUUGUGAAGCCACUUAACCUUAUAAUUAAUCAUGUGGCUGUGAAAUUCACAGUAA